This is a messenger RNA of Triticum turgidum subsp. durum (durum wheat), 1287 nucleotides long. The record is from the annotation of a GenBank genome assembly. Lineage: Eukaryota; Viridiplantae; Streptophyta; Magnoliopsida; Poales; Poaceae.
AUGAGCAUGGCCUUCUCGUGCGCGAGCGUUCGCCUGCACGGCCGCGUCGACACCGUCAAGUGCCGGGCCGUUCUAGCUAGGCCGAGCGGCUGUUCGUACCCGACUGGAAGGAGGCGGAUCGCUAGAGGAAUCCGUUGCCAGCUGCCGCCGCAGGCCAGUGCGGAUGGGAGCGCAGCCACCACCUCCGGCGCAGCUGUGGUCGCCCGAGAGGCGGGGAAGGUUGCUGGUUCUGCCGAGGACGUCGGCGCGGUUACCCAGCCGACUGCGCUUCAAGAGAAGGGCGCGGAGGUUGCUGACGUUAGUGGAUCGGGUGGGAAUGGGAAGUUCCGGCCUGGUGGCGGCGGUGGUGGAGGUGGGGAUAGUGGUGGGGGUGGCGAUGGUGGGGAUGGCCACAAUGAGGGGGAUGAUGAGUUUGGGCCGAUCCUUAGCUUCGAACAGGUAGUCCAGGAGGUGGAGAAGCAAGGGGUUAGCUUGUCCAGCUUGCCAGCCGAUAUGAUCGAGGCGGCGAAGAGCAUCGGGAUUCAGAAGCUGCUGCUGCUGAGAUACUUGGACAUGCAGGCCUCAGCUUGGCCCUUGGGUCCUGCCAUUAGAUCCUGUGGGCUUCUCCGGAAUAGGAUGCUGGUUGAUCCUGUGUUCCUCUUCAAAAUUGGGACGGAGAUAGUUAUUGACACAUGUUGCGCGACUUUUGCGGAGGUUCAGAAGAGGGGCGAUGAGUUCUGGUCAGAAUUCGAGUUGUAUGCAGCAGAUAUGUUGGUAGGCGUAGUUGUUAAUGUUGCUUUAGUUGGCAUGUUAGCACCAUAUGCUCGAUUCCGUGGGGGGUCUGCAUCAGCAGGUAUUCUUGGGCGUGUUAGGCAUGCUUAUGAUGCUCUCCCGAGCAGUGUUUUUGAAGCUGAAAGGCCAGGAUACAGUUUUUCCAUUCGACAACGGCUCGGAUCAUACCUUCUCAAGGGACUUUUAUAUGGUGCAGUUGGAUUUUCUUGUGGUCUUGUUGGCCAAGGCAUUGCAAACUUGAUAAUGACUGCAAAGCGGAGUGUGAAGAAGUCAGAGAAUGAUGUACCUGUUCCACCUCUUCUGAAAACUUCUGCUUUGUGGGGUGUGUUCCUUGGUGUCUCGUCCAACACCCGUUAUCAGGUAAUUAAUGGUCUUGAGCGGUUGGUUGAGGCUUCGCCUCUUGGCAAGCGUGUCCCAGCUGCUUCUUUGGCAUUCACUGUCAGCGUGCGCUUUGCAAAUAACGUCUAUGGAGGAAUGCAAUUUGUGGAUUGGGCCAGAAUGAGUGGUUGUCAAUGA